Drosophila nasuta is the source of this 1106-nucleotide messenger RNA. Its product is annotated as S-adenosylmethionine mitochondrial carrier protein homolog. Lineage: Eukaryota; Metazoa; Arthropoda; Insecta; Diptera; Drosophilidae. The transcript is spliced from 4 exons. The record is from RefSeq and is a predicted model, not a curated record. Bases 196 to 1092 code for a protein of 298 amino acids. Gene Ontology annotation, biological process: transmembrane transport.
AGAAAAGGUCUCUAAAUUCAAAGAGCAUCCAUACAUCGGUGUAUCAGAAAAUGUUUUUCCUUCUGUUGCUGUUACGUUAACAACCGCGUUCGUCUUGGGAGGUUUGUUUUGAAAUAAAAACAACUGUCGUGCAGCAUGUGGUCAUAAGACAACUGGAUUAUUAUUAUUAUUAAACAUAAAUAAAACCAAUAUCAAAUGGCAGCAGAUUUAGCACCAGCUGGGAUUCCAGUGCAAUCGGAUGUUUAUCAUUCGCCGAUUCCGAAGUUAAACUUUCUACACGCGCUUGUCGCUGGCGGCGUGGCGGGUGUUGUAGUGGAUAUAGCUCUAUUUCCUAUUGAUACGGUUAAGACACGCCUGCAAAGCGAAUUGGGAUUUUGGCGCGCCGGCGGCUUUCGCGGCAUCUAUAAAGGUCUUGCGCCUGCAGCUGCUGGCAGCGCACCCACAGCCGCCUUAUUCUUUUGCACUUACGAGUGCGGAAAGCAGCUACUUAGCUCGGUGACCAAUACCAAAGAUUCUCCCUAUGUGCACAUGGCGGCAGCAUCGGCAGCUGAAGUGCUUGCUUGCCUCAUACGUGUGCCCGUGGAAAUAGCUAAACAACGUUCGCAAACGUUGCUGGGGCACAAACAGCAUCAGACUGCCCUUCAGAUUCUGUUGCGCGCUUAUCGCACUGAGGGAUUGCGUCGUGGUCUCUAUCGAGGCUUUGGCUCCACAAUUAUGCGCGAGAUUCCGUUUAGUUUAAUACAGUUCCCGUUGUGGGAGUACUUUAAGCGUCAAUGGACACCCAUGACCGGCUAUGAGUCGACACCGUUGACUGUGGCAUUGUGUGGUGCAAUUGCUGGUGGCAUUUCGGCUGGACUGACAACGCCUUUGGAUGUGGUCAAGACUCGUAUCAUGCUGGCGGAACGAGACAGCGCGACACGGCGUCGCAAUGUGCCUAGCAUCUUGCGUGGCAUUUACGUUGAACGUGGCCUAAGCGGUUUAUUUGCGGGCUUUGUGCCGCGCGUGCUUUGGAUUACUCUAGGCGGUGCGUUCUUCUUCGGAUUCUAUGAUCUAACAACACGACUUUUGGGUGCUGCAAAUCCCGACAACUAACAUCAAUAUGAUCG